Molecule: messenger RNA, 629 nt
Organism: Saccostrea echinata
Lineage: Eukaryota; Metazoa; Mollusca; Bivalvia; Ostreida; Ostreidae
Exons: 5
Coding region: 21-536 (171 amino acids)
Source: RefSeq, a predicted model, not a curated record
CACAGAGUGAAAAUACAAGUAUGGUAAUCUGGAUAAAAUUAUGGGGGAUACUUCUGGUAUUACAUGAAGGGUUUUGUAUUGAUCAACCAUACAGAAAAGUACAGGACACCACUUGUCUGGAGAUAGUCAAACUACCUAAUUACCAGAAUCGUCUAACCUGUACUGACCAGAAUGAGCAGUAUCACUGCCUAUUGAAUGGGAAUUACACCACAGAGUAUGAAGUUUGCAGAGAGUGGAAGUGGAUUCCAAAAGGCAAAUGUGCAUAUUUCAAUACAUAUGGAAGUGGAAAUGUUGAUGAGAGAGACUGUGAUUCAACUUCCGGUUUAACCUGUGCACCAUCAGAAUACAACUCAGCAGAUAAUGCAAGAUAUGCUGCCUGUUAUGUAAAGAAAGAAAUGACAACUAUGUCAAUCCUACAAACAAGCACAAGACAAAAUGUUAGUACUUCUGAUGGAGGAAACUCAACUUCAUCAAAUUCAACUGGAUCCAUUGAUAGGACAGGGCAAGAUGGAGGGUUGUUUUCCAAGAUUCUUUGAUAUGCUGGCUUUGAUGAUGAUCUUGUUCUAUGGGAAGCUAUUUUAGAAUGACUUCAAAUUUUGAUUUGUCAAAACAUCUCCCAGAUAAUUUUA